AUGACCGCUCGCGGUCCGGCGGGAUACCCCGCGGCCCGCGUCAGGCACGGGUUCACCCAGGACGGUUUCGACACAGAGUUCGCCCAGCAGAGGCCCACCGCGAAGGGUCGGAUUGUGCCGCGACUUCGACGCGCGUUGGGACGCAAGUGGAAGCGGCGUGGCGUCAGGUCACGGCUGCUGGGAUGCUUCCCCAUCGCGACCUGGUUGCGCCACUACGACGUGAGGCACGACCUGCUUCCGGACCUGCUCACGGGAGUCACGCUGGCCGUGUUCCACGUGCCUCAGAGUUUCGGCUACUCCCUGCUGGCCGGGGUGUCACCGAUCUACGGCCUGUACACGUCACUCUUUCCCAUGCUCAUGUACGCAGUUUUCGGCACCUCCAGGCACGCCUCUAUAGGUGCCUUUGCUGUGGUCUCAAUCAUGACUGGCAAUCUCGUCGAAGAAAACAAGAACGAGUACACCGCCGCUGAAGUUGCCACGGCAUUAUCGUUUCUCGUGGGCCUUUAUCAGGUACAGCCGGGUCACGACUGCACAGUGUCCAUCUACAGGAUACUCUUCAGAGAAAAAGUGAUCAGGGACAUGAAGGCCCUCUGGCAAGGGGGACAAGAGAAUGGGAAAAGUGUAUUGACGGCUAUUUCGAACAUUUUAUGUGCCUUUGUAUACUUUAUGUGCCUUCUGCCUGUGCUAUUGAUUACGCAGCUACUGUUCGGCAUGCUUCGGCUGGGCAGCCUGAGCGUCUUCCUCUCCGAGCAGCUUGUUAGCGGUUUCACAGCCGGCGUCUCGGUGCACAUAGGCUCCAGCCAGCUGCCAGGACUGUUCGGCAUCAACGUCACCGUCUACUCUGGCCCUUUCCAUCUCAUCAAGGUGCGACAUGAAAAAAAAAAAAGAUUUCGGCAGAAACUUCUCCUUACGACUGUGGACGGCUACAUCGACUUCUUUCACCGCAUAGCGGAGACUCAUCUACCCACACUCGCGCUGUCGGCAACUAGCUUCGUCAUCAUGCUUCUCAUCAAGAUACUACUCGAUCCAGUUCUGCUCAAGAAGAUCGGCAUUCCCUUCCCCAUCGAAAUGGCUGUUGUCAUUGUCGGCACACUGUUGUCACAUCAUCUAAACCUCGAAGGUUACAACAUGAGCGUCAUCGACCACAUCGCGCACGAAAUGCCCAGGCCACACUUGCCUGUGUUCUCAAUGCAACUGCUGUCGCGCGUGGCGGCGCCGGCUCUCGCCGUGUCGGUGGUCAGCUACGCCAUCACCGUCUCGCUGGGUCGCAUAUUCUCCAGGAAGCACAACUACGCCAUAGACCCAAACCAGGAGUUCCUGGCCUUGGGUGCGUGCAAUCUGUUCGGCGCAUUCUUCGCUUGCUUCCCGGUAGGGGCGUCAGUACCGCGGAGCUCCAUACAAGAAGGCGCUGGAGGCAAGACGCAAGUCGUCAGCUUCGUCAACUCUGUCAUCAUUUUCAUCGUGAUCACCUGCCUCAGCUCCUACUUCGAGAAACUUCCCGUGGCCAUUCUCUGCACGAUCAUUUUCGUUUCACUCAAGAAAGUGUUCCUUCAAGUAAAAGACUUCCAGCGCUUCUGGAGGAUAUCGAAGAUCGAUGGCAACAUUUGGAUGGUCUCAUUUCUGGCCACAGUGGUGGUGGAUGUGCAGUUUGGACUCGUCAUCGGAAUCAUUUUCUCGCUACUCACUCUAGUCUACCAGAUCAAAAGGUUAGUCCCUACUUUAUCAGAUGAAACUCGCUUUAAGAAAAAAUAAAUUGUCAUAAAGUUAGCUGCAGCAUAUACGAUAGCAAUACAUCCAUUGACAGGUACUCUUAAAUAGAUUUUAUGACAACUCCUCGUCUAGUACCUCUAGAUUUUUUUUUCUUUCAAGAAGCGGCAAAGAAAAAAACAUUGCAGCCUUUUGUAUCAUGCGAUAGCAUUUAUUUUCGACAGUGUGUCGCCCCACCAAUUCUCUUCAAUCUGGCGAGCUACUAGGGCUGCCUCGAAGCUGAACUAAUGUAAAAUAGUAAAUUCUCGUACUUUGCAGGGCUCAUUCCAUUAAAGCCACGGCUGCGGUGCAAGUGCUCUACUAUGAUUUCGCAAGCGCAAUGCAAUGCCCCCAAUAUGGGUUGCGUUGUAACUACUUCUCAAAAUGGU
This is a messenger RNA of Dermacentor andersoni, 2135 nucleotides long. NCBI's taxonomy places the organism in Eukaryota, Metazoa, Arthropoda, Arachnida, Ixodida, Ixodidae. The record is from RefSeq and is a predicted model, not a curated record.